Orussus abietinus is the source of this 280-nucleotide messenger RNA. Its product is annotated as small integral membrane protein 4. The record is from RefSeq and is a predicted model, not a curated record. The coding region runs from base 27 to 254 and encodes 75 amino acids. NCBI's taxonomy places the organism in Eukaryota, Metazoa, Arthropoda, Insecta, Hymenoptera, Orussidae. The transcript has a single exon.
AAACCGGUAAGAAUUUUCGCGAUGUAAUGAUGCUAUACAGCAGACGGUUGAAAAGAAUUAUUCGAAAUUGGCCUGGGUUUAAGACCUUUGGAGAAUACUGCUUUCUUCCAGUAUUUUUCUUCCUUGGAGCGGGAAUAGAAUUUGCCAUGAUCAACUGGAAACCUGGACAGGUUAACUUCUACGACGUGUACAAACGCAAGGCAGUGGAAAAGGCAGUUGAGCAGAAGCUUCGAGAACAAGUUGAUCGGAUUUAACGAACCAAGGAAUUGAUACAUUGCAA